Molecule: messenger RNA, 1185 nt
Organism: Coccinella septempunctata (seven-spotted ladybird)
Lineage: Eukaryota; Metazoa; Arthropoda; Insecta; Coleoptera; Coccinellidae
Exons: 3
Coding region: 459-917 (152 amino acids)
Source: RefSeq, a predicted model, not a curated record
CCUUGAUUUUUGAAGGAAAUAAGAUUAAUUCACCCGCCUCUCAUCAAACUCCACCCUCCUAUUUCUGAGUAGCCAAUUACAAUUUACUUUGCUCUUGCAUUGAGAUUUAUGGCCAAACAGUCGACCAGCUUUUAUGAGGGUUAAUUUUAUAAUAACAAAAGGACGGGUGGUACUCGACUCUUGCAGAAAAUUCAAAACAGACAAGAUUUAUAACAUCCUCAUAAAUUUUACGUGAAAAUAACGUUUUGGUGUCCGACUAUAUGUACCAUUCUAUGUACCAUCAUGUGAAUUCUAAAAGAACUUUUAGAGUUCAAUGAUAUGCACCUAUAUAAAACAUAUAAUAUUCGAAAAUUCGUUAUUUUUACGAGUCAUCGAAAGUUUCGGCUGAUAUUGUAGGUAAGAGGGUGAAUUUUAGUCCGUUUCAUAGACAGUUCGAGCUUACGGAGCAGCCCUUUCCCAUGCUGCUGGGUCCUGCCUGGCACCUACACACUUGCAGAGGUCCUUCAAGGCUGAACAAUGAAAAAACAUUCGUUAGGAGGAGGGAAAUUCAUGAAAGGAGAAGAGAGAAAUUAUUGACCUUUUCAAGAAAGAGAAAAGAAAACUCUAAGCUAAGGGACUACAAGAAACCGCACUGCUUCACCAUCGAGGAUGGUAGAAUGAGGCUGAAAAAAAUUCAUAAUUAUUUUUACCAAAUGCAAGGACAAUUGAAUAUCUGUAAACAAAUUUUUUGCGAUUUCGUUCUAUAUUCAGAUGAUGAUUUUCAAAUAGAAAGAAUAGAAUGUGACGAGGCACUAUGGAAAAAUAUCAUCUUGCCAAAGCUGGAGAAGUUCUAUAUGAAUUGCAUUCUUCCUGAAUUAAUAGAUGGGAGAAUACCAAGAGGAAUGCGGGCACGGGAUAAAAAUGAAACACGGCGAUAAUUUUCAAAAUAAAAUAUUUCGAAUUUCAAACAGUUGUUUUUUCCCAGAUCAUCAGUUUCUAAAUGAUUAUACCUAUUCACUAUCAUCACAGCUAUAAUCAUUAAUUCAAGGCCUGUUAAUUUGUAUACUGCAAGAUAUUUCAGUUCUUUCUCGAUCCUAAAGCAUCAUUAGCUGAUGCAAUGAAAUGUCUACAUAUUUUUGUGCUCGUUUCAGGUUCUUUCAUACCAAAGCUCGAUUGAGAAUUUUUCGAUUUUCAACAAUAUUUAUU